UUCAGGUGGUUCUUCUUGCUUUUCUGUUGGACAGCUUGGCGGUGGAACGGUAAUAUCUACUGAAUAGCUGCGGUGUUUCCAGACUCCGAGUAUACGACGCCGUACGAACAGAAUGGAAGACCUUGAAGCAUUCCUGAGUAGUUUUCAAAACGAGAGAAUUUACGUUGCUUUGAAAACCGGCUCUAAGUAUGUCGGGACUGUGCGGCAAAUACACAUGGAUAAAACCCUCCUGUUAGAAAAAGUUGUCGAUGUACAAACGGGAAGGGAAUUUCCGGGACUGAAACUGUUUUUAGGUCAUGAAAUCGAAAAUGUUGGAAGUGCAGACAAUAUUGGAGCAGAAGGCAAACCAUCUACCACAUAUUCGCACUGCAAUGAUGUUAUAGAUGAAGGAAGUGAAGAUUCCGACCAAGAGGACUGUUGUGGUAUGAAAAAACAAUUGAAUGAAUUUGACAUUCCUGGCAUUAAAAAUGGUGUGGAAGAUGGAAACAUAAAGUAUAUUCUUGUUGACAGCUUUUGUGACCUUUUUGUUCCCGCUAUUAUGCAUAUUAAAAAACAGAAAGUAAUUGGUGUUGGCAUCAGUGGUGUGGGCUUAUUUCAACAAAAUAGACUUUGCUGGAUGCAGAUUGCAACAAAGACGAGAGUUUAUUUAUUUGACAUCAUGCUCCUUGGAUCAAGAGCUUAUAAAAAUGGGCUUGCUAUGGUUUUGGAAAACAGUAACAUCCUAAAGGUGAUACAUGACUGUCGCAGUAUGUCUUCUUGCUUGCACACACUGUUUGGAACUGAUUUGACAAACGUAUUUGAUACACAGGUUGCUGAUGUGAUGUAUUACUACAAUGAAACUGGGGGGUAUCUACCAGACCGAGUCAGUCCACUUGAGGAAUGCUUGGUGCGCCAUUUAAAAAUAUCUGCGUCCUCCUUGCAGUUUAUAUCAAGGAGCCCUGAAAUGUUUUAUGAUCGACCGUGUCCUGCUCAUUUACUCAAUGUAAUGGCAUUGUCUGUUGUUCAUCUUCAAGAGUUAAGACUAGCCCUGCUGGAUGCUCUUAUGUCAGACUUUACUAGUUUAGUGGACUCUUACCUGAGCAUAAAUCUUGAGGAACCUUUUCACUUGCAAACAUUGUCUCCGGAUUCUAUUCUGGAUCUUCCCAAAGAACUGAGGCAGCUGGAAGUAAAAGCAGCACAGCGUCGGGAAUGGGCUCAGAAAGAGUAUAAAAUGAAUGAAGAAGGCCUUCUAAUUCGGCCUUCUCUCCCUCUUGGUGAAGAAAUUGUUGUAAAUAAAAGACCGAAAAGCAGAUCUUACCACCAGAAUUUAAAAUACAUGAAUGUUUCUGAAACUUUACACAAUAGCAAAGCCAAAUGUAUUCCUUGGAGUAAAGCUUGCAUUCAGCCUACAUUUGGUGCCACGUUUUCCGAGACAACAGAUGCUGAAGCACAGAAUGAAUAAGUGACCUGGUGUCAUACAUUGAAUAACCGAUAGUGAUUGAACAUCGCAACCUGGAGUUCUUAAAAUCAAACAUUUUUAGGCUCCAGACCACACUGUCUUUAUGCUGAAUACACACACCGACCUGUCAAAUUGUUUGAGUAACAAUACAAUUAAGUGUAUAACUGCUUUUAUAAUUUAAUUAAAUUGGACUCGGAUUCAGCAGAUCUGUAGUCUGUGCGCAUGGGGGCGUCACUUUCAAGAAUUUCAGCUUUGAAAGCUUCAGUGGAAACCGUAAAGUUAGUUACCCAUCCAUUUACUUCGAGAGCUAUAUAAUAUUGGAUAAGAUUAUCAAUUCAAUCAGUUCUGCUGUCAACAAGUAAUAAUCACAUUUGUCUUGCCAGCCUUCUUUAAUGAAUGAUAAGAUUCACACUGUGCUAUUUCUUUUUUUUUUUUGUACAUUUGAUUACACUUAUUACACUUGCACGUCUUAUUUUUUUGGCAGAGCUGAUGUAAGGUGUUUCCAUAUUGUGCUGGGUUCACUAAGAAGGAGGAUAUCCUGAAGUUUAUCAAGUGUUGUGUACUAAUGGCUAAGGUGCUGAACUGUCAUGUGUUCAUUUCCUUGUUCAGUUCUCAUGACUAAUUUUUUAUGUAACCCCAUGUGAGCAAAUUAUCUGCCAGUGCUUCACAUAUGCAAAUAUGAAUGCAAUUGUAGCAGUAAAUCUUGGUUUUCCAUAGCAUAGUUCUAACAUCUAAAAUAUACAGAAACAAAUCGUUUAUAUAAAAAAAAAAAAAA
Polypterus senegalus (gray bichir) is the source of this 2213-nucleotide messenger RNA. RefSeq names its product exonuclease 3'-5' domain containing 1 (gene exd1). The record is from RefSeq and is a predicted model, not a curated record. Bases 113 to 1441 code for a protein of 442 amino acids. The transcript is spliced from 11 exons. Lineage: Eukaryota; Metazoa; Chordata; Cladistia; Polypteriformes; Polypteridae. Gene Ontology annotation, molecular function: 3'-5' exonuclease activity; nucleic acid binding. Gene Ontology annotation, biological process: nucleobase-containing compound metabolic process.